Molecule: messenger RNA, 729 nt
Organism: Gossypium raimondii (Peruvian cotton)
Lineage: Eukaryota; Viridiplantae; Streptophyta; Magnoliopsida; Malvales; Malvaceae
Product: heparanase-like protein 2
Exons: 6
Coding region: 1-729 (242 amino acids)
Cellular component (GO): plant-type cell wall; membrane
Molecular function (GO): beta-glucuronidase activity
Source: RefSeq, a predicted model, not a curated record
AUGGAUUUGAAAUGCAUAUUCAGCCUAGCAAUCCUUGUUUCCCAGAUAUCGCUUUCGUCGACGCAAAAUGUGAACGUUGUGAUUCAGGGAGCAACACCAAUUGCUGAAACAGAUGAUAACUUUGUAUGCGCUACAUUGGAUUGGUGGCCUACUGAAAAAUGCAACUACAAUCAAUGUCCUUGGGGAAAGGCUGGAAUUUUAAAUUUGGAUUUGAAAAUGAAGGGUCUAAUAAAUGCAGUAAAAGCAUUCAAUCCUUUAAGAAUCAAAAUUGGUGGGUCGUUGCAAGAUCAAGUGGUGUACGGAGUAGGAGGAGUUAAGAAUUGCCCCAAUUUCAUCAAAAAUGAAGAUAGUUUAUUUGGAUUCUCUCAGGGCUGCCUUCCCAUGGAAAGAUGGGACCAACUCAAUAAUUUUUUCAAUCAAACUGGAGUAAAGGUUACAUUCGGGUUGAAUGCUCUUCUCGGAAGAAAUCGGUCAGAAAUCAAAAAGGGUCUUUGGGUUGGCGAUUGGCAAUUGCAAAAUGCAGGGGAUUUCAUGAAGUAUACUAUUUCCAAGGGAUACAAAGUUGAUUCUUAUGAAUUUGGUGAAAAUCCAUGGAGAUUCGCCUUCGUGGGAGAUUUGGAGUUGCGACGGCUGAAGCUUAGAAACACUUGGGUUUUCCCUCUGUUUUGGGCCACCGUACGCCCGGUACAAAUUGGGGAUUAUAGCUGCCCUCUUUGCUUGUUGUCAUGA